AGCAGAGUUUGGGUGUAGGGAGCAAAAGUUUCUGUCGGUGGAAGCAGGUCCCAUCCUAGGAAGCAGCUUCUCUCUCCCCACAGAGGAUGCACAGAUCUGGCCAAUAACUGAGCAAAUAAAAUAUCUCUGAUUGCUUGACUAUCUGUUAGAGCAGUCAUGGCCAAGCUCCAUGUGCUGUGUUUGCUGCUUGCCACCACAUUUGGCUCUCUGUGGGCACAGAACGGUGAUCAAAAAUCAUGUGCAGAUAAAACCAAAUGUCCAGUCAAUGUGUUCUUCAUCAUUGAUACAUCCGAAAGUAUAAUUCUACAGACCGCUCCAAUUCAGAGCUUGCUGGAUCAUAUGAAGCGUUUCAUUCCAGCCUUCUUGGCAAAGCUGGAGAAUGCUGCCUACCAGGACCAGAUCCUUCUGAACUGGGUGUAUGGUGGUCUGCAUUAUUCAGAUGAGGUCCAAAUCUACAGCCAACUUACUGCCGACAAGAAUGAAUAUAUUUCACGACUGCGUGGAAUCCAGUAUAUUGGACGGGGCACCUUCACUGACUGCGCCAUUUCUAAUAUGACAGCACUAAUUGAUGCUGCAAUAAGGGCUCAGGCUACCCAAGGUCAGGAUGUGGUCAAUUUUGCAGUAGUGAUCACAGAUGGUCAUGUGACUGGAAAUCCAUGCGGAGGAGUGAAGGCACAGGUGGAAGCAGCCCAGUCUAAAGGCAUCAAGCUGUUCUCUGUAGCUGCAAGUCGUGAUGUGUAUGAGUCUGGUCUCAGGGAGAUUGCAAGCCAACCCUAUGAGCUGUUCAGGAACGCAUAUACAGUGACCAAUCCCAAUGACCAAACUGAGAUCGAUCAGAAAACCAUUGACAAAAUCAUUCAAGUUAUGAAACACGAAGCUUAUGGAGAGUGCUAUAAACUGAACUGCUUGGAGAUUCCAGGUCCCCCUGGUGUAGAUGGACAGAGAGGACAAAAGGGUGCCAAAGGAAAUGCUGGUGAACCUGGAGGCUUUGGACCAAAAGGACGGCAGGGAGACCCUGGAAUUGAAGGACCAAUUGGAUAUCCUGGGCCCAAGGGUGUUUCAGGGUUGAAAGGUGAAAAGGGAGAUUUUGGAGCAGAUGGAAGAAAGGGAUCAGGUGGGGUGGCUGGAAGAAAUGGUACAGAUGGACAGAAGGGUAAAACGGGUCGAAUUGGUUCUCCUGGCUGUAAGGGUGAUCCUGGAGAUAAGGGCCCUCAUGGCUAUGCAGGAGAUGCUGGAGACAGAGGAGAUGAUGGAGACGCUGGACCAAAGGGUGAUGCUGGAAGGUCUGGACGUAACGGACCGCCAGGGCCAUUCGGAGAGAAAGGAGAUAAGGGUCUCGGUGGAAAUUCUGGGGCUCCUGGAGGAACAGGUAUAAAAGGAAAUAAAGGAGGACCUGGAACAUCAGGACCAAAAGGAGAGCCAGGUCGCAGAGGAGAUCCUGGUACCAAGGGAGGUGCAGGUACUGAUGGACCCAAAGGAGAGAAGGGAGAUCCUGGUUCAGAGGGUCCACGAGGACUUGGUGGAGAAGCUGGCCUAAAAGGAGCAAAGGGUGAUCGUGGAGCUCCGGGACCAAGGGGAGGGCAGGGAACAGUUGGAGUGCCUGGCAAAAAUGGUUCACGUGGAGACCCAGGAGACAUGGGAGAAAGAGGAAACCCGGGAGCAUCAGGACCUAAGGGAGACAGAGGAAGACCUGGUAUCAGCUACCCAGGACCACGGGGACCUCCAGGUGAUAAAGGAGACAAAGGACCACCAGGACCUCUGGGAGGACGUGGCGACUUUGGACAAAAAGGAGCCUCUGGACCCAAAGGAGUGAAGGGGGAAUUUGGCGACAAAGGUUCCACAGGAGAGCCUGGCCCCCGGGGACCAUCUGGGGAAUCUGGAGGCGAGGGUGACAUUGGACCUCCUGGUGACCCUGCCUUGACUGAAUGUGAUGUCAUGACAUACGUACGAGAGACAUGUGGAUGCUGUGACUGUGAAAAGCGCUGUGGUGCUCUGGACCUUGUCUUCAUUAUUGACAGCUCUGAAAGUAUUGGCUACACCAACUUUACUCUGGAGAAGAACUUUGUCAUUAAUGUUGUAAGCAGACUAGGAUCCUUCGCCAAAGAUCCAAACUCGGACAUAGGUGCUCGAGUUGGCGUUGUCCAGUACAGUCAUGAGGGUACAUUUGAGGCUAUUCAAAUGAAUGAUCCCAGCAUUGACUCUCUGUCCAGCUUUAAGGAGGCAGUGAGGCGUCUGGAAUGGAUUGCUGGAGGAACAUGGACCCCGUCUGCUCUGCAGUUUGCUUAUAAUACACUAAUCAAAGAAACAAGACGUAACAAAGCCAACGUUAUUGCAGUAGUGAUCACUGAUGGUCGUCAUGACCCAAGAGACCCUGAUGAUGGCCUGAAGUCACUGUGUGAUGUGGAUGUCACAGUCAAUGCUAUUGGCAUUGGUGACAUGUUCCACAAAGAAGAUGAUUUGGAGACCCUGACAUCCAUCACCUGCGACAAGCCACAGCAAAUUCAGAAGAUGAAACUUUUCUCUGAACUGGUUGCUGAUGAGUUCAUAGACACCAUGGAGAAGCAACUGUGCCCAGACCCUCAGAUUGUGUGUCCAGACCUGCCAUGUCAAUCAGGUGGGAAGGGACAUAACCCAACAACUAUCGUUAAUUACGACCUUAAUGAAGAGGGUGUGGAGAUCGCCUUUCCCAAAACCAUCCCUCAGGUUGCUGAAUUCCUUGAGUCCCAGAAGGCGAGUUCCGAGCCCCCAACGCAAUCCCAGCUCAUUGCUAUGAUGGUUUAUACGGCUGAGAAAGCCAAGUUUUCCAAUGGAGAUGAGAGGCAGAAGUGGACCGGGCUGUUUAUUGACACUUUUAAAAUGGUUCACACAGACAUUGUAGGAGACUCAGAAGCUCUAAUUGGACUCUGUUAAAUCAGAAUGGUCAUCCCCAGUUAGAAUUAAGGUGGUAGAUCCCUGUUACAGGUUUAACAGGUGUAUGCAUUCGGGUUUGUAUUUUCAAGUUGUGAAGCAUAGUCAGGCAUAGCUUUAUACUAUGAGUAGAGAUAUAUAGUUGGUCCUCAGACAGGAUUCUGGAGGGGCGCAUUAUCAAUAAAUCUAUAUUGAAGAGUUUGUCUUGUAAAUGUUUUGUAUAUGUAUAAAAUAUAAAGAUUAUAUAUUUGUUUGCAUAUUUUGAAAACUAUUUAACAAUUUGUUUCAGUCAAGUCCCCUUUCUGAAAUUUCUUGAAAUGUUUUCUUGUUAUUAAUACAUAUUAAUAACAGUAGCAAGUAGUUCUGCUGGAAUAAUUUGAUUCCUUUUGCAAGUCCCCUGUUGACAUCUUAAUCCUCUAAUUCGUGUAUACCGCUAUCUGAUUCUCUUUAUCCAACCUUCCUUAACAGCUUUUGCUUAUUCAUCUGAAUAGGUUCAACAGUUAAAAUAGUUAUUUAUUAUGUACAAUGUGCAGAAAAAUUGGCUUCUUUCCCCAGAAGUCAUGAUGUACCCCUAAAUAGUAAUGCCUUGUCGUGCACACAUAUCUUCAUGUCAUGCAGUCAUUUUAAUACAAUGCAUCCCUUGCAUUGUCCAUCCCUUAAAAUAUAGUUUUGCUUAAUUUAACCACAAAUGUCCAAACAUGAACAGACUAAAACAAAAUGUAAAAAAAAAAAAA
Molecule: messenger RNA, 3641 nt
Organism: Rana temporaria (common frog)
Lineage: Eukaryota; Metazoa; Chordata; Amphibia; Anura; Ranidae
Gene: COL6A2
Product: collagen type VI alpha 2 chain
Exons: 28
Coding region: 157-2910 (917 amino acids)
Source: RefSeq, a predicted model, not a curated record